Chelonus insularis is the source of this 7076-nucleotide messenger RNA. RefSeq names its product mitogen-activated protein kinase kinase kinase 11-like. Gene Ontology annotation, cellular component: cytoplasm. The record is from RefSeq and is a predicted model, not a curated record. Lineage: Eukaryota; Metazoa; Arthropoda; Insecta; Hymenoptera; Braconidae. Gene Ontology annotation, biological process: protein phosphorylation; signal transduction. Bases 941 to 4483 code for a protein of 1180 amino acids. Gene Ontology annotation, molecular function: ATP binding; protein binding; protein kinase activity. The transcript has 13 exons.
AACAUACGAAUCGUCGAACACCCAGCACGUCAACGACGGUGGGGCCCGUCAAAUCUGGUAACAUCGAACAUGGCGUCUGCUAGGUUAUCACCGUGAGUUCUGUCCGUGUUUAAAGCCGUUUAUGCGGAAUUUUCGGGGAUACUGCGGGCUGACGCGGAGCACCUCGUCUUCGGGGAGGCGUCCAUGCCCCUCUGAAUCCCGUGCAAGCCAUCCUCGUGGCGCUUAGUUCCAGUGAUAAACGUGCGAAUGGUCGUGUAAACAGUGUCUUGAUAUACACACCCUGACGCGAGAAAAUUUGACGAUUUUACUGCGAUUUUAGUGCCAGUGUAGUCAUACUAAUACACUGAUUUAUCUUUAUUUAUAUCUAUCAAAUCAUCAACCAUUUGAAAUCAAUACCCAUAGACAUUUAUUUUUAAUUUAUUCUUUGAAAAUGAUAGAUUUGCUUACUAAUUGUUUUUAUACACGGGGUAACGAAAUUCUUCAUUUCACCCUGCUUUGCACAUUACAUUGUGUCAAUGAAAUGAAAAAUAGUGCAAUUUAAAAGCAUCAAAUAUUAAUCAUACUCAUUAACUUGUAUUUAGUGUACUAACAAAAAUAAACAAGCAUAAAAAAUGUUUUUUUUUUAAUUAAUGACAAUAUAAUCGAAUAUUUUUUUUUCAUAGUUGAACUUGUUAUGAAUUGAUAAAUAGAGUAAGCAAGUGAAAAUAUUGUCUUGAUCACACUUGCUAUGAUUAUAAAUGAUAUUUAUAAAAUUUCCUUUAAUUGUAUAUGACAAUAAAUAGACUUGAAAUAUUUGUAUUGAUGAAGACAGAAUAAUUUAGAUUUUAAGGAAGUUUUAGGAUAAUUGUUUAUCUAAAUACAGUGUUUAUGAUGAAAGACAUUAAGAAGACUAGGCUAUAAUGACACUGGAAUAAUAUAAAUACAGAAAGUGUAGAGCCAUAUGCCGCCAGCCGGGCUAUCGGCAAGAGGUUUGAUUUCAUUGAUGGACCACGGACAAUCCGAUGCUCGUCAUCGGAGCGAGCGAUUUUUAUUAUAUUCAGAGAAUGGCUCCUCUCAGCCUCAUACACCAAGUACAGCUGCUUCGUCGCCAAGAUAUCACAACACACCAAGAGAAAACAACUUUCAAAGCUACGGAUAUCCCUACGGGCGGACAUCAAGUAACAACAUGUCUGACAGCAGUGUCUCGGACACUCACAGUGGUGGAACCGCCAGGACUGUCUCUCAACAGACCAGUCCAUCUCAUGCGACCCACUCGUCGUCCCACUCUAGGCAAGACAACAGCGCAACGAUUUUCACAGCAUUAUAUGACUAUAAUGCAACAUGCGAGGACGAAUUGUCAUUACAAAGAGGUGAAACAGUGGAGGUAUUAUCGAAAGAUUCCAAGAUUUCUGGAGAUGAAGGUUGGUGGACGGGGAAAAUCCGUGGUAAAGUCGGUAUUUUUCCUGCUAACUUUGUUGCCGAGGCUGAAUGCAUUGACCGGGUAUCGUCGGUGAUCGAUCAAGUUCAACCUGUCGAGAUUGAUUUCAAUGAACUGCAAUUGGAAGAAGUAAUAGGAGUUGGAGGUUUUGGUAAAGUGUACAGAGGAUACUGGCAAAAGCAUGAAGUAGCAGUGAAAGCAGCUCGACAAGAUCCUGAUGAAGAGCCUAGUGUAAUAAUGGAAAAUGUUCUCCAAGAAGCAAAGCUCUUUUGGCUUCUUGAACAUGAAAACAUUGUAAAGUUAGAAGGAGUUUGUUUGAAGAUGCCAAAUAUGUGCCUGGUGAUGGAGUAUGCUCGUGGAGGAAGUUUGAACAGGGUUUUAAGUGGCAGAAAAAUUCGGCCCGACGUCCUUGUCGAUUGGGCUAUUCAAAUAGCUCGAGGAAUGGAUUACCUUCAUAACAAAGCUUUAAUAAGGCUCAUUCAUAGAGAUCUCAAGAGCUCAAAUGUUUUGCUGAGUGAACCGAUUGAAAAUGACGAUCUCCAGUGUAAAACUUUGAAGAUUACUGACUUUGGGUUAGCCAGAGAGGUCUACAAAACAACUCGAAUGUCCGCAGCCGGAACGUAUGCGUGGAUGGCUCCAGAAGUAAUUAAACAAAGUACUUUUAGUAAAGCCAGUGACGUAUGGAGUUAUGGAGUACUCUUGUGGGAACUCUUGACAGGUGAGACUCCUUACAAGGGUAUUGACGCGUUGGCUGUUGCAUAUGGCGUAGCAGUCAAUAAACUUACGUUGCCAAUCCCCUCAACAUGUCCACAACCUUGGAGAUAUCUUAUGGAAGCAUGUUGGGCUGCCGAUAGUCAUGAACGUCCUGGUUUUUCCGAUAUCCUCAUCGCUCUAGAUGAAGUAAGAAGUGCAUUUGCAGCAACACCUCAUGAAUCAUUUCAUACAAUGCAAGAAGAUUGGAGACUUGAAAUUGAAGAAGUUCUUCAUGGAUUGCGCAUGAAGGAAAAGGAAUUGCGCUGCAGAGAAGAAGAACUGACAAAAGCUCAAGUACAACAAAGACAACAAGAAGAAAAUCUUCGGCAGCGAGAACAGGAGUUAGCAGCACGUGAGAUUGAUUUGUUAGAGCGAGAACUUACUGUGAUGAUAAUCGAACAGCAGGGUACACCUACACCUAAUAAAAGGCGAGGAAAGUUCAAGAAAUCUAGAUUAAAACUUAACAAGAAAGAACCAGGAAGUAAUAUCAGUGCUCCUUCGGAUUUUCGACAUACUAUAACUGUUCAACAUACGGCUUUGGAUCGAGGAAAAAAUCGAAAUACAUCAAGACCAAAUAGUCCUCCAGGUUCUCCAAGUAUUCCGCGUCUCCGAGCAAUUGCUUUACCGGCUGAUGGAGUUAAGGGUAAAACAUGGGGCCCUUCAACACUACAUCAACGCGAGCGUGGUGCAAUUAUCCAGCCACCGAAUCCUGCAUCACCUGGUGGUAAACGUUGGUCGCGCUCGGCUCCAGAUCUUGAAAAGACUCCGCUACGUACGGCACGUCUGGCGAGCGCCCAACGGCCACCACUUCUUCAAGAAAUAGGCCUUUCUGAGGAAAACAUCCACUCUACUCAUUAUCCAACACUUCCUGUGGAUGUGCCAUCAGACUGGAUAACAGAAUAUUCGAUAAAACCAGGAUUAACUGGUCCUUAUAUUAUGCCAAUGCCUGUACCAAUGCCAACACUUUACAAUGGAGAAGCCAAAAAACCAAAGCCGGGAAUUAUUGAAUUAGCACUGUAUAAUAUUGCGGCAAUGCUGGCUGGUGUUGCAAUUGGAUAUGACGUGAGAAUGUCCAACGUAUCACCAAUUCAUCCACGACUCUAUCCAAGAGGUAUCGAUGGAGAAGAAGAACCCCCAAGAUGGUGGUUUCAGACGGAUACAGGUUCCAAUCGUAAUUCUGGAUAUCUCGGCACUGAUUACGAGUUUAGUUCUCCCAGUGGAUAUCCUCACAAUACCUACCACGGUCCAGCAAGACAUUAUAGGCCAUUUUUGAGUAGCAUGGGAGGCAUAGCCCCAGGUCUUCCAUUAAAUGUAAUAGACAAACCUCUUAGAUUUACUGAUUCCCCUCAACAUUAUACCGCAAAUCCUGGUUCUAAUGUACCUACACCGAGUCCACGACGGAAAAGUUCAAGUACAAGUAAUGAAGAUGCUUAUUCACCUGAGACCUCACGAUUAGAGCGAAUAGAAAGAGUUCCUACAAUCUACAUGGGUAACGUACCUCCUUACGAUUACGGGCCACCUCUUUACACCAUGAUGCCUCCAGAAUAUUAUAGACCUCAUGAAUCUGGAUAUGUUUUAACACAAGACUAUCACGAUCGGAUGCUAGAAUGUCCAGACUUUCUUCAUGCGUAUGACAAUCCCAGUAAUGUAAACAGUUUAGUAAGACCUUCACAAAGGCUUCCAUCUUACACUCAUCAUCGUACAUCUUCGAAUGUAUCGAAUACAAGUACCUCAAGUCAAAGUAAUGUGAACCCUUCAUUUCGACUCGACGACGACAGUGAUUAUGCUGUUUAUUCACCGACUCAUUAUUAUCAAAGAUCUCCGAAUCUCAUCAGCAAUAUUGGAACCUAUGGCUCAACCAUCAAUCAUGAUUAUAGUUCUCCUCAGUACCUGACUCGUCAAAAUUCGCAUGAUUCUAAUCCAAACUCUAACGAUCGACCAAGUAAUCUUGAAGUUGUUACGCGACUACGAUCGAGCUUAAAGCGAUCUAAUUACUCUUAUAAUUCUCCAAAAAGUACAAGUAAAAAUAAUUCAGGAUCAGGUACACCGACAAAUCCAACUCCACCGGAUUCUCUAACAUCAGAAGAUUCUAGUUAUGUAUCGGCUAAAGAUAGUCAGAUAUCUAUCAGCAGAGUACGCUUUUCACCAGUGACUUUUGAUCGUGAAAGUUUGUCUCGAGAACAUCGAGACACUCUUCUUGACGUUCAUCCUCAAGCCCAAGAAACAAUAACGUCACCAUUGCAAUCGACGCGACGAUUAAAUAGGAACAGGAAAUCGAGUGUAUCUGAGCUUGAUAGGGAGUUUUUAUCAUAGCACUGGCUUAUUUAAAAAAUAAAAUGAUUAUGACACAUGUGUGAUUGAAAGCAGUGAAAAAGAAAAGUGAACAAAGAAUUAACUUAUGAAAGCUGUAAGUGAAGAUAAGAAUGGGAAAUACAAAAAAAGUGAAAAAUUGACUUUAGAAAGGGUAUUAAAUUCUUAAUCACUGCCUCAUGCUUUAGUGUCAUUAGCAAUGCCUGUUAAAGGAAGUAUAGUAGGAGAAAAUAAGUUUGAAAAUCUAAAUGAUAAGAAAUUUACAUUCCACAUACUUGAAAGAGGUAGGGUUGUGCAAAUAUAUCAAGUUGUUUCUAAUAAUUGAUUGGAUUUAGAGUUAUCGAAUUUUUUUUAACUGCUGGUAGUCAUAUAUCUUUUUAUUGUACACUUUGUUGAACGAUUCUAUCAGAAAAAUCUACGUAAAGCAACCUUGAAAUUCGUGUAAAAUAUCAUUUCUUUUUAUUCUAAUAUUUCAUACGGUAUGAAAUAUGUCAACCGUACAUCUCACUUUUUAAUAAUGAAAAAAAAAUCAUUGAUCAAUUCUACUUUAUCACGAUUUUUAUAUUUUUUAUUAUGAAGUCAGACAAUAUCAUUAGUUAUUUCAAAUUAAUUAUAGACUUUCAGGCUUACGUAAUUAACAUAAAACAUUCCAUGUGUCUUAACAUUCUCUAAGAUGCAUUUUAUUUCGCGAAUAUCAAUUUUGUAUUAAUCUUUGUAUAAUUAUAAGUAAGAGAAAAAAUUAUAACAUUCCCGUAAGUUUCUGGAUAAGAAUUUUUAUUAUCAAUUGUUAAUGAUAUUAUCAGUAUGAUGAACCUUGAAUAUUUCUUGUAAUCAAAAAUAAAUAUUGUAUAUUCUCUGCAAUGUAAAGUUUAAGUAAGAAAAAUAUAGAUUUGUCAGAAUCACUUGUCAGUAUUUAAAACAAAAAUACAUGGAGUGUAAAUAAUACAUAUUCAAUGAAGAAUAACAUUACUAUAGUCUUGAAGGGGGGUUUUUGCAUUUGAUAUUGAAAAAUGAGUUUAUAAAAAUAAUUAAAUGCUAUAGAAACAAUUAGCACAACUGUAAAGUUUAUUACUGAGCUUUAUACGUUUUUUUUUCUUUUCAUUGAUGAAAGUAGUAUACAAAAGACCAUAGGAAUUUUUUUGACGAUAAUUGCCCUUCUGUGCUGUACAAAGAUUUUUUGCGGUGCUAGUAUCAUGUACUUAAAUUUAAUAAAUAAUGUAAAUGGGGAAAAGUAGGAGAAAUCAUUUAAAAGUAUAAAAAAUUCUUCCACAAUUAAACUAACUGUUUGAGUCAAAUGGAAGAUAGAAGAUAAAAUGAAGAAAGAUUUAAUAAAAAAAUCUUAUUAUUCUAAUCAUUAAUCGGUAUAGUGCUAACAAUUUUAAUGAAAUCAUACUUAUAAUAAUUCAAUAUACAGCAGUUAACAAUGUAAGAUUGUUGUGUACUGGUGUAUCUACACCAAAAGUGCUAGUCUAAGUUACAUAUAUUUAUUAUUUUUUUUACAUUAUAAAAAUCUAUUCAAAUAAGAGUUUGAAUAGUUUAUUUAAAAUAUGUAAUCAUAUAAUUUUCAUUUUUAAUACUCAAAGAGACUUAUUAAAUUUUAUUUGUAUAAAUACUAAUAAAUUAAAUGAAAGUGUGAAUGUGCCGAUAAUAGUAACGUGAAAAAUGUUGAAAAAGCCUCAUCAUAAAGCGUCACUCUAUUAUUUUUUUUUAUUCUUAUUCAUGCGAAAAUUAUGUUGUCAACUUUCUUUCUCAUAGAUUUACGAUAAAAAAAAAGAAAAACUGUGUAUAUCAUUUUGAUAAAGCGUGUAAAUUAAUUCUUUAAUUUAGGCUCUUUGGGUUUAGUCAACAAUUUUGAAAAUAGAUUAAUUCGUACAUAAUAUUAACUUGACCAAGAAAACUAUAAUUAUUGAAAAGUGUAAUCAUAAAUAUUAUAUUUCAGUAAGAAAAGAAAACAUGUCGAUAAAAAAGAAGAAUUAAUAGAGAUGCGUCGUGUUCGCAGAUGAAGUAAUAUUUAACUAUAAUACUAAAGCUCGAAGAAUGUGUGAUCGUUGAAAUAUUUUUUUUGUAAUGCAUGAGAGAGAAAAUAUUAUAAUAGAUUUAAAUGAAAUUAAAAGAAGUAAUUAAAAUAAAGAAAUGGAAUUCAUAUAAAUCUUGUGGCAAUUCUUAUAUUCGUAUUUGACAAAAUCAUUGCGAUAAAGAUUAAAUUAUAAUAAAUUUAUAACUGCCUAGAUUAUAAGGAUUUAAUUGUUAAGCCGCUAAGUGCAAUGUGUUCCACAUACGAAAAACAAAAAUUACAUUAUAAAAAUCGUAUAUAAUGACUGCUUUGGUACGCGCCUUAAAGAUUAUAUGUAUAAAUAAAUUUAUAAAAACUAAUCAAUACUUUAAGGCAAUGAAAGAAAAAAAGAAUAAUCACGAUCACUCACAACAAUAAGUACUGAUUACAAUUUUCAUUUCCUCAAACGAGCAAUAGAAUGUGACACGACGGAUUUUUUACAAGUUAUUUUUUUUAUAAUUUUUAGUAUAAAAACUGAAAAAGGCAGCAUGAUAAAAAAUCUGAUUUUCUUCUUAUCAAAAAAACAUAAAAUAUUUAAUUAAA